UGCAAUUUUCGACAAAUUGUCAUGUUUAUCCUAAUUAUCCUUUUGCAUAUAUGUCUUUAAGGAGUUGAAAUUUUAAUGUACUAUUUGUGUUGGACUAUGCUAAUGUAAUAGAUCCAGCAAAAGGACUAGCUGGGUUUGACAUGAAAAUAAACCCAUACAUAAUGGACUUCAACAGUUUUGUAGUGCUGAUGAAUUUUUAAUACUCUUAAUAUAUUUAUUGUGAUACUGUAUUCAGAAGUAACUUGAAUGGAUAAUUUUGGAAAAUUAAUUUCAGAUGUAUUCCCAUGAGCACCAUGAUGUAAUGUCAACAACAGCUAUUGCUCAACUACUGUCAACAAUGCUUUAUUGGAAGAGAUUCUUUCCAUACUAUGUUUCUAACAUCUUAGCUGGCCUGGAUGAAGAAGGUAAGGGUGUUGUAUAUCACUAUGACCCUGUAGGUCACAUGGAGAAGCUCACAUUCAGUGCUGCUGGAGCAUCAGUCGCACAGAUGCAAGCCCUAUUGGACAACCAGAUUGAAGCUAAGAACAUAAAGGAUGGAAAACCACCAAAGAUGACCAAGGAACUUGCACACCAGUUAAUUCACGAUUCAUUUGUCUCUGCUGCUGAACGAGACAUCAAUACUGGUGAUGGCGUUAUCAUAUACACUAUUACCAAGGAUGGAACAACAGAAGAAACUGUUAAACUUCGAAGAGAUUAGGAAUUUCCUAAUCCUUUUGCUAUUAUGUUUGUUCAGCCUUCUCUAAUAAUACAAUUUCUAAUGUAACUGCUUCAUUAAUGUGAUUACCAGGUUUUCAUUAAUAAAUUUGUAGUUUUAA
Messenger RNA from Macrobrachium nipponense, 815 nucleotides. Its product is annotated as proteasome subunit beta type-1-like. Gene Ontology annotation, cellular component: proteasome core complex. Lineage: Eukaryota; Metazoa; Arthropoda; Malacostraca; Decapoda; Palaemonidae. The record is from RefSeq and is a predicted model, not a curated record.